Messenger RNA from Mytilus californianus (California mussel), 1335 nucleotides. Its product is annotated as putative transferase CAF17 homolog, mitochondrial. Gene Ontology annotation, cellular component: mitochondrial matrix. Bases 176 to 1201 code for a protein of 341 amino acids. The record is from RefSeq and is a predicted model, not a curated record. Gene Ontology annotation, molecular function: protein binding. Lineage: Eukaryota; Metazoa; Mollusca; Bivalvia; Mytilida; Mytilidae. The transcript has 7 exons.
CUCCCCUAUCCUAUGAUUGAAAAGUUGACUUUCAGUUUCGCUGUUUUCUUCACCGGUUCAGCUGUCACAGAUUUGACUAGUGCCUCUGGUCUGUAGAUAUAGGAACUAAAUCUGUUGAAUAUUAAACUUUUAUAUUAUUAGAUUAUUAUGAUGAUACUGAGGUGUCACUGCUAGCAUGAAGAUCCUUCUGAAAACUUUACAACACAUUUCAUCACGACUACAUGUGGCUCACAGCGUCAUUGUCUGCAGAAGAAAUAUUUCAUCAUCUGGCUCAUGGACCUUACAUGCACUUAAAAGCCGUGGACUGAUCCAGCUGUCUGGGACAGAUGUCAACCCUUUCCUGCAAGGCCUUGUCACAAAUGAUGUCACAGUACUGGGUCCUAAAUGUACCUCAUUGCAUGCUAUGCUUCUUAAUGUUCAGGGAAGAGUGAUGUAUGAUCUACUUUUAUACCAUAAAGUAUUAGAAGACAAUCCAAGUGUAAUAGUGGAACACGACAGAAGGAUAACAACAGAUCUUAUAAAAACAUUAAAAAGAUAUAGGAUAAGGAAAAAGGUGAAUAUAUUGGAUAUAAGUGAUGACCUGCAGGUUUUUGCAGCACUGCCCCCUGGUGAUGAAUCAUGUGAAACUGACCUUUCAUUGGAACAUAAAUCUCUAUACCUUUCUUGUGAAGAUCCAAGAAUCAACACUUUUGGAAGGAGAAUUGUGGCACCUAGUGAAGACAAUAUGAUGAAAUGUGUCCAUCAAGGAUCAGAGUUAAUUCCCUCCACAGAAGAUGAGUACCAUGAGAGACGAUACAUGCUUGGGCUCAGUGAGGGCAUCAUUGAUAUACCUCCAGGCAACUGUUUUCCAUUAGAGAGUAAUUUAGUUUAUCUAAAUGGAGUGUGUUUCCAUAAAGGCUGUUACAUUGGUCAAGAACUGACAGCGCGUACAUUUCAUACAGGAGUAACAAGGAAACGUCUUAUGCCAUUAAAAUUUGAAAGUGUACCCACUGGUUUGUCAGCAGGUGAUAACAUUGUAAAUGAGAAAGGAAAGUCUAUUGGGAAGUUCCGUAAUUGUGCUGGAAAACAUGGACUUGGUUUACUUAGAGUGGCUGAAAUCAAAGGAACUAUUUCAGUAACAAAUACAGAUGGACAAAUUUAUAAUGUGCAAGCUAUGCCACCAGAAUGGUGGCCAAAAGAUGAAGACAAAGGAUAUUUAUGAUGUCUAUAUGAGUAUAUUAGAUCCACAUUUUAAUUAUUGGUAAAUAGUGAAGUCGUGAAGUAUUUAUGAUGUCUGCAUGUGGAUGAAUUAUUUGUUGUUUUACAAUUCUGUAAUAAAAUUGUUUUGUAUUGUUA